This is a messenger RNA of Effrenium voratum, 1263 nucleotides long. Lineage: Eukaryota; Dinophyceae; Suessiales; Symbiodiniaceae. The record is from the annotation of a GenBank genome assembly.
AUGGUGCUGGGAGAGACCGUGACGGCCACGGUGCUGCGCCGCAGUCAGGGGAAUCUUGGCCGGGCGGCAUCUGCCUGUAUGCAGGGUGACAGAACCAGCUUCGAGGAUUUCCACGUCCUUGACCAGACGGCCGCUCUUGUGGCCGUCUUUGAUGGCCACUUGGGUGACGAGGCGGCCGCCUUUUGCGCGGAGAGGCUUCCGCUGCAUUUGGCCAAGGCGGAGACUGCCAGCGAGUGGCAGGAAGCCUUCAAGGCCUGCGACGCGGAGCUGCGCGAGCGCCUGCCGCAGACCGAAGCCGGCACCACGGCCACAGUUGUGCGUGUCAAGGAGAGCUCCCAGGACGCUCUCGAGCUCUUAGUGGGAAGUUGUGGAGAUUGUCGCGCUGUCUUAUGGCAGAAGGAAAGCAACACGCUUCUAUCAACAAGAGACCAUCGGCCCAGCGACGCGGACGAGCGUCGGAGAAUCGAAGCCGCUGGUGGGGAAGUCACCAAGGAGGACCCAGACGACCCACCGCGAGUGGAUGGCGUCCUAUCAUGCAGCCGUGCGCUUGGGUCCUUCGAGCUGAAGCAGGAGGCACUUUGGCCGGAGGACCAAAAGGUCUCCUGCUUGCCAGACUUCUAUAAGUGGCACGCCACGCGGGGGGACUGGCUGAUUCUUGCCUGCGACGGGAUCUGGGACGCGGCUUCCAACGAGCAGGUGGUCGACAGGGUCUGCCGCAGAGCCACGAAGGGGAAAGACCUGGGCCAGGUGGUGGAGGCGAUGCUGCAGCUCUGCAGCAGCUCGCUCGACAACUUGACGUUGGUGGCCAUUGAGCUUGGGGCCGUGGAGCCGAAGGAUGAUACGGUCACGAUGAACGCUGGCAACUUUUUGACAGCGAGAAGAGAGGCAGUGCUGGCGCAGUAUAAGUCGUUUGGGCUGCGAUUUGGCUUUAGCCUCGAGAAGAACAUUCCGGAGCAAGGGCCAGCUUCCUUGGCAUUGGUGAAGACUGAACCGAGCCCUCCACACAGAAGGUUUCCGGAGUGGCCUUUGCUGCCAUCGUCGAACACAAGCUUGACGUCAAAGGCAGAUGCUUCGAAGGACCACACGAGUCCUUCGGAAACAUCCACAGAAGUGAUGGAGAACCAAAAGAGCUCGGCUUCCACCCCUCCAACGUGGGAGGUUGACGCGGAGCGGACGAUGGACGAUAUGGAGGAAAGCUUCGAUUUUCGAAGCAUCCUGGCUUGGUUCGGCUGCUGUGGAAUGCGCAAAGCCCAACGCUGGUAG